AUUUUGACAAAUAAAAGUCAAGAAAACGAUAUUUAUUUUGCUAUAAAAUUGUAAGAAAUGUUUAUUUUUUACAUAUAAAAACAUUAUUAAAGUAAAAAAAAAUUAUUAAAAUAUUUUCAUGUUUCCAAGCGGCAUUCGCUACACUGUAUUGUCUUGUGGUUUUCACACGCAGGAACGUUGCAGUUCGCAUAAACGCAGCCGUAGUACUUUUAUUUCUAUAACGAGUGCUCGUCAAACAAAAUGUGAACACGAAGAAACAGUGUUUCAUAUGGUGGUAUCCGAACAAAAUGUAAACGCAAACGUAAGAAUAUAAACGCCUCCUCUCCCUUCGAUUUUACAUCUGCUCGGAAGCUAAUGGCGUUUUAAUGCUAGCUAGUGUCCUCCAUUCCUAAGAUCCUAAAUUGAAUUAUAUGUCAAUGUCCCGAGUCGACCUCUUCAUCUACUAAAUUAGAAAAUAAAUUCAAAUUCGCGCUGAGCUACAAAACUAUUUCGGUAUGACGUUCUUCUAGAUUCUAGAGUUAAUUAUACAAGAAAAAGUCACUCAAAUUCAAAAUAUUAAAUUUCAGAAAGAGUACUAAAAAGAAAUAAUAAAAAAUAUAAAAAACUAAAUAGCACCAAAAAAUGCUAAACAUGAUUACACACAUUAUGCUAAUUUAACACAAUAUAUACUAUUUUUAUUGUCACUAAUUUUUUAAUAAAAACUUGCAAAUCACACAAAAAUGUAAACAAAUGUACAAAUAGAUGUAUAUAUCACAUUUACUGCUAAUCAAUUAACAACAUUUUGUAUAUUAAAAAUUUAUUUUUAAAUAAUUUAAUCAAAAAAAGAGAAAUAAAAUUUAAAUUUAAGAGUAAAAUUGCGUAAAUUGCAAAAAUUAUGUAAAUUCUAAUAAAAUUUCAUAUAAAUUUUUUUCAGGUUAAAAAAGAAAUUCCUUAAAAAUGCUAGGUUUUCUCCAGCAAUACGUAUUCCGUAAUAAAUACUUCUUAUCUCAGUAUGUGUUGUAUCUCAGAUACAACAUCUCAGUAAAACUUUAUUACUAACCUACAUUAGUAUAUUAUUAUUACUAAUCUAUUAAACAGAAAUCUAUAAAAACCAGAAAAUAGUAAAAAAACACAUAAACUUAAUAAAAUUAAAUACAUAAAUUAUUUAUUAAAUUUCUUAAAAAUAAAUGUUAUUGGUAUUUAAAUUUAAAUAGUUGUUAGAAUAGGCAAAGAAAGUUUACGAUUGUAAGCGAAAAAUAGAAAUGUAAUGUUCUGUUAUAUACUAAUUGUAAAUUAAAUUGUACAUAUUGUUUUUUAUUAAAUAUGUUUAUUGUGUUUAUGAUAUUUGUUCUUUUAUUAUCGUAUGACAAUUAAGUUUGUUAUGGGUUGGAUCUGAUUCGGCAAUAUAAGUUGCACAUUGUUAUUAAAAACGUGUAAAUGUUUUCACACAAAAAACGUAACAGUUCGUAAAAAGAAGCUCUCGGUCCAAAUACAUUACUCGUGCCUGUUAAGUAUUACGUGGACAAGACGAGAAAGUACAUUUCUCUGGUGGAUCUCGAAAGGGAGAGUCGGUCGUGGUUCGUUUUAAAGUGGCAGAGAAAUGCCGUAAGAGUCAAUAUUCUGACAUCAACACAGCGUGCAAGAAGAAGGACGACGCAAAUUGAUACGCAAAAAUCGAUCGUUCAAGAGACUCGCGUAAUAUCGCAAACGAAACUUUUAUACAGUAUGAGGAUACUGUGGCCAUUCAUCAUUAUCAUAGCAAUUGGUAGCACUCAUUUCCUACAUGUCGUCAAGAGUUACGUUCAUUCGCCUGGAAAAGAAUAUACAAACGACACCAGGUAUGAUUUUAUCAUCGUAGGAGCUGGAUCAGCAGGUUCCGUGUUAGCCAAUCGUUUAUCAGAGAACAAGAAAUGGCGAAUUCUAUUAUUGGAAGGAGGAUACCGGGCAAAUUUAUUGAAUAGAAUUCCGAUGUUGGUUAGUUAUUUUCCAUUAACUGAUUUCAAUUGGGGUUACAAUGUGGAACCUCAGAAAAACGCCUGUCUCGGAAUGAUAAACCACCAGUGUGCCUGGCCACGUGGUAGAGCCUUAGGCGGCACAAGUAUCUUGAACUACAUGAUCCAUACGCGUGGGAACAAGUAUGAUUACGACAAAUGGGCUAGUUUGGGCAACGUAGGCUGGUCUUACGCGGAUGUUCUGCCAUAUUUUAAAAAAAGCGAAAGAUUUAAUGUUCCAGGCAUCAAGGAUUUUAUAUAUCACAAUGAGGACGGUUAUUUAUGCGUGGAACAUGUGCCAUAUCAUACGAAGUUGGCGACCACAUUCCUGAAUGCCGGAAAAGAAUUAGGGUAUAAAAUCGUCGACUACAAUGGCCAAGAUCAGAUAGGUUUUUCAUAUCUUCAAGUAAAUAUGGAUCAUGGAACGCGUUGCAGCGCCGCCAAAGCCUAUCUUGACCCGAUUAAUCGACCAAAUUUGAACAUUAUUACCGGUGCUAGAGUAACCAAAGUACUAAUUAACGGGAACAAGCGUGCUUACGGUGUCGAAUAUGUUAAAGAUAACGUAUGGAAGAAAGUAAUCUGUUCCAAGGAAGUUUUAUUAUCAGCCGGUACGAUCGACUCGGCAAAAUUGUUAAUGCUAUCAGGAAUUGGGCCAAAAAAGCAUCUCGAAGAAUUAAAAAUCCCGGUUAUUCAAGAUGCAAAAGUCGGUUACAACAUGUACGAACACAUUGGUUUCCUAGGACUGACUUUCAUGGUGAAUCAGAGCGUGUCACUACUACCAAACAAGAUCUUUAAUCCAAGUGUGUUUCUAGAAUACCUUCUACGUAAAAAUGGUCUAUUAUCAAUUCCAGGAGGUGCUGAGGCACUGGCAUUCAUUAAAACCAAGUAUGCUCCUGAUGAAAGACCAGACAUCGAGCUUCUUUUUGCAUCUGGUUCUUUACAUUCGGACAACGGUCAGGCCUUGAAAAGGGGUCUAAGAAUUUCCGAGGAUCUGUACAACGCUGUUUAUAAACCGAUCGAAAAUCAAGACGCCUGGUCGAUCUGGCCAAUCAUUCAAUAUCCCAAAAGCGUUGGCCGUUUGACGUUGCGAUCAAAGAAUCCGUUUGAGUCACCAAAAAUGGAUCCCAACUUCUUCAGUCACCCAGCUGAUUUAGAAAUUAUUCUGGAGGGACUAAAACAUGCUAUCAACAUAUCUAAAACUGAAGCUUUUCAGGUUUACGGCAGUCGAUUGCACGACCUUAAAAUACCAAGUUGUGGACAGUUUGAGUUUGCUUCUGAUGAUUAUUGGCGUUGUGCAAUCAAGCAUCUACCGUCUAUGAUGAAUCACGAAAUAGGGACAGUUAAAAUGGGACCUCAGACAGACACUUAUGCAGUAGUCGAUCCGCAGUUAAGAGUAUAUGGUAUCAAGGCACUCAGGGUAGUAGACGCUUCAAUCAUGCCUACGAUGCCUACUGGUCACGUAAACGCGGGAAUAUUUAUGAUCGGCGAGAAAGCGGCAGACAUGAUCAAAGAAACCUGGAAAGAUGAAUUAUAAAAUUUACUUGUACAAGGCUCGAGAAAUCGUAAAUGAAUAACUAGGAUUACUAUUAGGUUAGUUAAACAAAGUAACGUCAAUAUCGAAGCAAUGUUCUUGACAUUAAUAUUGAAAAUAAACAUACAAAUUUCUUUGCUCAAUGUUGCUUAAUUUGCGACAAAUUUAGAGAUUAAAAACGUAAAAUAAGGUAAAAAAAGAUAAUUUUUGUAAUAAUUAGACGAUCUCUUAGUAUUUAAAUUACGUGAUAAUUUUAAUAUAUCUGAACAAGAGCUGUUUGACAACUUCAAAGGUUCGAAGUUCCGAAGAAUCUCGAAAUAAUAAAUUUAUUCAACCAAAAUAAAUAAAAGAAAUUAAUAUAUGUAUAUGCUUAAAAAAUUAUUAAAUUAUAAUUUCAAAGUGUGUUAUAAAAUAGAUUCUCGGAACAAUUAAUCAAACUCAAUACAUGCACAUGCAAAUAAAGAUUUUAUAUAUACAUAUAUAUAUAUACACCAAUUAAAAUUAAAAAACAAAAAUAAAUUUAUUCUCAAAUGUAUGAAUAAAUAACAAAUAAUAAAUUAAUAUAAAUAUUUAGAAAUGUGUGCUUUAUCAAAAAAGUAAAUUCACCAGAUAAAAAACGCAAAUCAUAAAUAAUAGUUUGUAAAAAAAAUCUUGUAAGUAUAUAAGUAAAAUAGAUAGAAAUAGAUAGAUGGCUAAUUAUUCAACAAUAUAAUUAACAAAAACAAAAAAUUUUAGUGUCUAUUUUAAAUCAUAACAAAAUCAACCUUUGGAAGCGGUGCAUAGUAAUAUUGCGAAGUAAAUUUGGUUACCAAGCUAAUUACCAAGCUAUGUCAAAUCUUCGAAACAAAUUACCCUGGAACUAAUGGCUAACACCAACCUAUAAAUUGUAUGGAUACAUUAAUUUUUGAAAUCAUCGUUAAAAAAAACACGAAAGUAGAUCUUGAUGCAAUUGUAUAUGCUCAUAAAAAAGUUUUGCUCAUUGUGACAUACUGCACUUAUUGUGACAUACUGUCAACAAGAUUGUUAAUAUACAAUUAUAGAUAUUAUAUAUAAUAAGAUUUUCUUGUAAUAAGUAAAGUACAAACAUGCUGCGUUGUACCAAACUUGCUCCUAGAUAAAUAAGUACAUACAAGUUAGUUAUGUGACAAAUUUCAUCUCAAUAAAAAUGUAAUAGAAAUAAAAAAAAAAACAAUUCACACUCAUUCUUAUAAAGAUUAUAUUUUAAAAAAUUAUUUUGUGAUAAUCAAAUAGCAAAAUGCUGUUACAGAAAAACAAAUGUAAACUAUUUUAAAUAUAGGUAGCUCACUUCAAAAUACAUAGAAAUAUUAAAUAUAAAGGAUUGUACUUGAAACGCAUUUCUAAAGAUACACACUUUUUUGUCAUUUUAUCCUUGUAUUGUCUAUAAACGAUAAAGAUAGAAUGAUUAAAAAACGCGCUAAUACAUAUGCGUGUCCUGAAUAUUUCGAAUCAUAUUUCCUAUUUAAUGUAAAAAAUGUCAUGAAAAUGUUGAUGUACAGUAAAAUAUUACAUUACUAAAAUAAGUUUUUCUAUAAUGCGAUUUCUAUCAAACUGGUCAUAUUGCAAAAA
Messenger RNA from Monomorium pharaonis (pharaoh ant), 5088 nucleotides. Its product is annotated as glucose dehydrogenase [FAD, quinone]. The record is from RefSeq and is a predicted model, not a curated record. NCBI's taxonomy places the organism in Eukaryota, Metazoa, Arthropoda, Insecta, Hymenoptera, Formicidae. The coding region runs from base 1705 to 3504 and encodes 599 amino acids. The transcript has 3 exons. Gene Ontology annotation, molecular function: oxidoreductase activity, acting on CH-OH group of donors; flavin adenine dinucleotide binding.